AUGUCUGCCAUCAGUCUUCCAAAACCAACGCGCAUCGCCCCCAUAGGGUCAGAGACAACUGGCCUCUCCUUUGCCACCUUGCAUCUUACACAAUCUCCAGAUGCAGAGGUCACGAUAUAUGAUACCAGGCCGGACUUGAAGGCGUACAUCAAAGAAACACUACCAGGGUACCUUAGCACCCUCUGUCCAACCCAAACGCUCCCUUCCCUCCAUUCCUCAGACCGCCUCACCCUAGCAGCCGACCUCGCCACCGCCGUCUCAACAGCCGACAUAAUCCAAGAGCAAGGCCCCGAAACCCCCCUCCUUCAAACAGUCCAUCUGGCAACAACACCUCCGGCAUCCCCCGCCUCCACCCAGGCAAUUAACAUGCGCGAUAAAUCCCGCUUGAUCGUCGUCCACCCUUACAACCCGCCACACAUCAUGCCGCUUCUUGAACUAGUCCCAGGCUCCAACACCACCGGCUGA
Paracoccidioides brasiliensis Pb18 is the source of this 465-nucleotide messenger RNA. RefSeq lists its product as uncharacterized. Gene Ontology annotation, biological process: fatty acid metabolic process. The transcript has 3 exons. The record is from RefSeq and is a predicted model, not a curated record. The coding region runs from base 1 to 465 and encodes 154 amino acids. Gene Ontology annotation, molecular function: NAD+ binding; oxidoreductase activity, acting on the CH-OH group of donors, NAD or NADP as acceptor.